Molecule: messenger RNA, 1542 nt
Organism: Capsicum annuum
Lineage: Eukaryota; Viridiplantae; Streptophyta; Magnoliopsida; Solanales; Solanaceae
Product: probable arabinose 5-phosphate isomerase
Exons: 3
Coding region: 220-1242 (340 amino acids)
Biological process (GO): carbohydrate metabolic process; carbohydrate derivative metabolic process
Molecular function (GO): isomerase activity; carbohydrate derivative binding
Source: RefSeq, a predicted model, not a curated record
UUAAACAGAGGGCGCCCUUGGGUCUGCAUAUAUUCUACACAUUUUCAGCUAAAUAGCAGCUCUCUCUCAAUCCCCGCGUUAAUAAUUGAACUGUAUAUCAACCGCUUCCAUUCUUUUCUCUCCCUGCUUCUUCUCCCUCUCACACAUUUCACACUAGCACCUUUCAACAGAGAGAACAACAAGGAGAUAACAAAGGGAAAAAUCAAGAUCCAAAAAACAAUGGGGUCUCUUCCACCACCAUAUUUAGACUUGUCUUCAAAGCACCAAGAUUCAAUUGACCCAGAUAGGCUUCUUCAUCUCUUUAAAGCCCAGCAGAAUUACCUCAACCAUUUCUUUCAAAAUCUUGAUCUUUCACAAACUCUUACUUUCACCCAAACACUCCUUAAUGCUAAAGGUACAAUUUACUUUACUGGUGUUGGGAAAUCUGGAUUUGUGGCUCAGAAAAUCUCACAGACGCUUGUUUCUUUGGGAAUUAAAUCUGGGUUUUUAUCCCCUGUUGAUGCGCUUCAUGGUGACAUUGGCAUUUUGGAUCCGGAAGAUGUGUUGGUUAUGUUUAGUAAAAGUGGGAAUACGGAGGAAUUGUUGAAGCUCGUGCCUUGUGCCAAGGCGAAAAGGGUGUUUUUGAUUUCGGUUACGUCGGUGAAGCCGAAUUGUUUGAUGGGUGUUUGUGAUUUGAAUGUGCAUUUGCCUUUGGAGAGGGAAUUGUGUCCGUUUGAUUUGGCGCCUGUUACGUCUACUGCUAUUCAGAUGGUGUUUGGAGAUACGGUGGCGAUUGCGUUGAUGGGGGCUAGGAAUUUGAGCAGGGAAGAGUAUGCUGCUAAUCACCCUGCUGGGAGGAUCGGGAAAAGCUUGAUCUUCAAGGUAAGAGAUGUGAUGAAGAAGAAAGAAGAUCUUCCAAUUUGCAAGGAAGGAGAUCUUAUUAUGGAUCAACUAGUAGAGCUGACAAGCAAAGGAUGUGGGUGCCUCCUUGUUAUUGAUGAGGAGUUUCAUCUGCUUGGCACAUUCACUGAUGGUGAUUUACGUCGGACAUUGAAAGCCAGCGGGGAAGGAAUCUUCAAGCUUACAGUUGGAGAAAUGUGUAACAGGAAGCCAAGGACGAUUGGUCCAGAUGCUAUGGCAGCUGAUGCAAUGCAGAAGAUGGAAUCUCCGCCAUCUCCAGUCCAGUUCUUGCCAGUUAUUGAUCAAGAUAAUGUCUUGAUUGGUAUUGUUACGUUGCACGGACUGGUGUCAGCAGGCUUGUGAAGUUCUUGCCAUUAUAAUUUAUUCUUUAUGUAUAUUGUUGGGUUUCCGACCCCAUUUCCUUCAGCUGAUGUUAUUUUACUCCUGUAGAAAUGAUGAAUAUUAGUAGUGUAAUAUAUUAUAGUCGCCUUAUUGGACUACUUAUAGAUUGGGCUACAGUUUUGUGCCUGUUACAACGAGGGAGCACGUGACAGCGAUGAUCCUAUGUUCGUCAGAUCUAUGCAAAAUCCAGUGAAAUAUUAUGUAUGGUGUUAUUUUUUUUCUUCAAAAUAAUGCUUUCAAGGAGUCUUUUUGCCCCCAAAA